Molecule: messenger RNA, 1056 nt
Organism: Penaeus monodon (black tiger shrimp)
Lineage: Eukaryota; Metazoa; Arthropoda; Malacostraca; Decapoda; Penaeidae
Product: N-alpha-acetyltransferase 80-like
Biological process (GO): protein acetylation
Cellular component (GO): cytoplasm
Molecular function (GO): N-acetyltransferase activity; acetyl-CoA binding
Source: RefSeq, a predicted model, not a curated record
UGCCGAAAAAAAAUAAAAUAACAAAUGUCUCCCACAUAAACCACAGGAUUAUACGAGAAAUCACAAAAUACACAAACCGCUCGCAACACGUAAUAAAAAAUUAGCAAAAGUGAUUAUCUCAAACACAAACAAAGUAGCCGCGAAAUUCGCAGAGAGGAAGCAGCCGCAGGAUUUUUUAUUUUUAGCACAAAACUGGUUCACAAAAUUCUCACACCCACAAGUGACUCACUAAUUACCUGUUUUCUCUUCUUCUUCGGCGAAUAUUGGGGAAGAUUUGACUCUGAAUGAUGAUUAAGUUCCCUAGGAAAGAUGACUGGCCCCAAGACAGGCGAGGGUGAGACAACGCUGGUGCCUCUUCAUCGCAAUACUCAAUAUACGGAGGCCUGCAUGAGGAUCCUGAACGAGCAGUGGCCACGCAGUAAUGCAUUGAGGAUGAGAAGCCUCACUUCCUCCAGUGAUAAAUAUCCAACUUCGCUAGUUUUGCUGCGAAAGAGCUCAGGUGAUGCCAUGGAAGUGAUUGGCCAUUCAAGAAUCAACACACUUCCACAAGGCCAAAGAGACGUGUGGAUAGAGUCUGUAAUAAUUCGCCAAGAUCUGCGUGGAAAAGGGUUCGGGCGCACUCUCAUGACAGCCACUGAGGACUAUGCCCGUGCUUGUGGCUUUGAGAUGGCUUACUUGUCAACACAUGAUCAGCAGGUCUUCUACGGAAAGCUUGGGUAUGAGUUUUGCCCCCCAGUUUGUAUAUAUGGUGGUUGUAUCAAUCGCAAUCUUCUUCCAAAGCAGUUUCUAACAUCGGUAACUCCUCAAAACAUUAAGAAGGACUAUAGCACAUUACCAGAUAAAGGAACCGAUAGCGUCUCGGAAUUGUGCAACGGGAUAUCUCAAUGCUCGCUUAAUAAUAGACUUACCAAUAAUUCAACCCAGUCUGUAGGUACUACUGGUGAUGCCUCAGAGAAGACAGAUUUCCAAAGAGGACAUCAGACGAGUAGAUACAGGGACUCUGGCCAAAAUGUAUAUGAAGAAGCCAUUAUUAAAGGAAAACUGAUAUGUAUAAUC